CGGAGUUUACAGUCAGGAGCCGGGCAAUUUCCAAUGCAAAAAGCGAAAUGGAGCACCACAAGAGUCGGAUGGGGUACACGCUCUGCAUGCUAACUCUGUUCAUGUGCGGAGCCGUUCUCUUCCUUAUUGGAUUUUUUCCAGCCUCUUAUUCGGCGUCGGAGGAAGAAAAGAGCAUACCCAAUGACCGGCCAACAACACUCCAUGGCAUAAAGCUGGAACCGCCGCCACCGAGCUACGACUCCUUUAUACUAUUCCUUGUGGAUGCUUUGCGCGAAGACUUUCCUAGUGCCACGUCCAUGCCAGUAGCGUUUGCCAGGGCCUGCGAAAAGUUGACGCUUCACGUGGACAUACCGACGGUGACGAUGCCACGACUGAAAAGCAUUACCACCGGCACCCUCUCCAACUUUAUCGACAUAGCACUCAAUGUGGGCCACACAGAGCAAUUGGAGGACUCACUGCUUCAUCGGCUUAAACAACGGAACCGCGUCGUGUCCUUUGCCGGUGACCACACCUGGGUAAACCUGUUCCCCAGUGAGUUUACACGGCGUGCGGAGAACAACGACUCCUUUUUCGUCAACGACUUCUACGAGGGCGACAGAAACGUGACUAAAGUGCUGGAGUCAGAGCUGGAGAUGAAUGACUGGUCCUUACUGAUACUGCACUAUCUAGGCUUGGACCACAUUGGCCAUGUCGAGGGCAAUGAGAGUCCAAAGGUGCAACACAAACUGAAGGAAAUGGACGAGUCGGUUCAAAAGAUACUGGAUCAUAGGAACUUUCCAAACUACAUGGUCCUGUUGACAGGCGACCACGGCAUGGCUGAUGGCGGUGGACAUGGAGGCAACACGCCAGCGGAAACUCUGGUGCCGCUGUAUUUGUAUUCGAAGAACUGCUCCAAGCCCAGUUCUGGCAGUAAGCGAUAUAACCAAAUCGACUUAGCACCCACCUUGGCGGUUCUACUGUCUGUUGAGAUACCUUCCCUGUCCAUUGGCUGCCUGAUACCGGAGAUGCUGCAGUCAUUAUCAUUGGAGCACGAGAUGUACGCCUACUUUUACAACGCCCAUCACCUGUUGAACAAGGCCAGAGUAAAGUUCGGCCAUGAAAAAGUGCGCCGCAGCGAUUACUACACCUGGUAUCAAAACGCGACUCUGCUGCACAGGCAGCUGCUGUUGCCGCUUCGGGAUGGGGACGGCAGCGGGACCAGCCAGGUGCUCUAUCAGAAUGCCAAGUUGAAUUACAUUCGUUUGGCUCGCGAGAUUUCCGGGCUCCUCUCAGAGUCGCUGGUAAAGUUUGACUACGGAUUCAUUGUAUUGGGACUGUCGCUUACCACCGCCACAUCCCUUCAUAUCGUGCUUAGCGUCCUGUUCUUGGACAUAACGGAUCAGUUAAAAUUGGACAGCCUCAAGGCGGGGCAAUUGCUGGUCUGUACGGCUAUGGCUGCUGUGCUCAAUGUGGCCAGCCAUAUAUUCGAUAUAAUCUUCACAAGCUCAAUGCUUUAUAGCAUCCUAAUCGUCGUGCCCCUGGCCUUGUCCAUUUAUAUAACAUUCGAUGUAGCGCAGGCUCUUCUGAAGAUAGUCCUGCCACCUGUAUACACUCGUCGCCUGAGGCUCUCCAUUCCAUUGCCGCUACCCCUGCUCGUAUGCUUUGCCAUUCGCACCUUUACGCUGGGAUCCUCGUCAUUCAUAGAGUUCGAGUACAAGACCUGGUACUAUUUGGGCAACACUCUCAUCCUGUUCACCGCACUUAGGACGUUGCGACGACGCAUCACCAAGGCCAAUGUGGAGCUGGACGGGCGGCACUUGCACAAGAUUGCCUAUGCAUGUCUUUGGCAACAGCGCAAGAUUUUUGUGGUGCUUAUUCUGCUCACGCUCAUGCGUUACCUGCACAGGUUUCAUGCCAUCCGCAGCACCCUUAUGUUGUUCUCGCUGAUGUUGCUUUGGGCACGCCUGCGCAAGUUUAGCCAACUGCCGCAGAGCAUUGCAAGUGGAGCAGCAUUCCUUGUGGUAUACUGCUAUCGCGGUCUCAACGGCCAGGUGCAGUUCUUCGAGCUGCCCCCGUACCUGACAUCUCGCAUCAUGGUCCCCACUCUGGUGAUAUUUUGGUGCUGCCUUGCACUGGUCUUGGUGCUGGGCUAUCGGGCGGCGCUUCCACAAACUCGUUUAGAUAAAAGAUUCGAUGAGAUGCCGCCAAAAAGCGUUCUACUGCAGUUGCUGCAAGCUAAUCUGACUAGCUCCCUACUGCUGGCGGCUUUGUUGCAGAAGGUACAGAACAUUAUACUCCUGCCUACGCUGCUCAUAGCUCUGGAUGAGACGUACAAGCUAUGCGAUGCCUUUGGCACCAGUGCCAGAAAGUUCUCGGUGCGACUUGUUCAUGUGUACAAGAUCAUCAUGACCAUAUUUGUGGCCAGAAUGUUCUAUUUCUACCAGGGAAACUCGAACAGCCUCUCGACAAUUGACCUGACGCCGGGCUACAUAGGUCAGACGAGCUACAAUCCGGCCAUUGUCGCGCUGUUCGUCACCCUCAAUACGUACAGCGCGGAAAUACAUUCCUUCCUCUACCUUAUUGUACACACGCUCCGUUCUGAUCUGCGCAGUGUGGGCAUUAUGCAGCUGCAACCACCCUACUCGAUUGCCGCGGACUCGCUGGUAGCUCCGCUCUAUGCCAGCCUAGUCAUGCUGCCGACAGCCUUCUACCUCUGUCUAAUGGUUGGCUUCCGCUACCACCUCUUUAUUUAUUCCGUCUUCUCACCGAAAGUGCUUUACGACUGUUACACGGUGCUGGUGUUCUAUUUUGUUUUUUUAAUAACGAGUUUGUACUUUAAAUUGUUUAAACAGGACGCUUAAAUAUUAAUUAUAUUACUUUUAAAACGCUUAA
Molecule: messenger RNA, 2871 nt
Organism: Drosophila persimilis
Lineage: Eukaryota; Metazoa; Arthropoda; Insecta; Diptera; Drosophilidae
Gene: PIG-G
Product: GPI ethanolamine phosphate transferase 2
Exons: 8
Coding region: 48-2840 (930 amino acids)
Biological process (GO): GPI anchor biosynthetic process
Cellular component (GO): endoplasmic reticulum membrane
Source: RefSeq, a predicted model, not a curated record